This is a messenger RNA of Aricia agestis (brown argus), 1131 nucleotides long. RefSeq lists its product as uncharacterized. The coding region runs from base 1 to 1131 and encodes 376 amino acids. The record is from RefSeq and is a predicted model, not a curated record. The transcript has 3 exons. Gene Ontology annotation, cellular component: membrane. NCBI's taxonomy places the organism in Eukaryota, Metazoa, Arthropoda, Insecta, Lepidoptera, Lycaenidae. Gene Ontology annotation, biological process: sensory perception of taste.
AUGCCUAAAAAAAACACUAUUGAUCAUUUUAAAGAUUCACGAAAGUAUCUAAAAUUAUUUAAAAUAAUUUUUGGAGUGUCCGUUUUUACCCCCGAGUGUGAAAACGGUAAAAUAAAUUCAAAAUUCAAUCUUUUAGGAUUUAUGACAUUUGUAAUUUGGGGCUCAGUAUACUACUACUCUUUGUAUGCAGUGAUCAACGAAGAUCACACCGUGCUCAGGAAACUGUACGACACGAGACUCAAACACUACGGUGACGCGUUUGAAGUUCUGACAACCAUGGCUUUAGUCGUGUACGGUACUUGGAAAGCACCAUUCGAUUUGAGCGGCAACCCGAAAUGUGUUCAAUGCAUCGUGGAUAUAGACAAAGCUAUAGAAGAACUAGGAGAAAACCUCAACUUUAAAAGAGACUUGAACAAAUUUUUAAUGUUGCCACUUCUCGAAAUAGCAAUAACCAUUACGCGCGUCAUAAGCACAUACAAUCUGAAUUUGAACUCGACGAUAUCUAUAACGAAAAUGAUACAGAUGCUCGCCUCCGACUACAUGGCGUUCCUUCUGACCGCACACUUCUGUUUCUUCCUGUACAUUCUACAAAUAAGAUACGAAAUCAUCAGUAAAGUCCUCGAAAAUAUACAAAAGAAGGAGUCUCGAGAGUUCGUCAUCAUUCGCGUUCAGAAACACAUCAACAAUGGAAUCCAUCCCCAAGAUAUAUACCUCUGUGACAAAUUAAAGAAAUGUGGCAAAAUAUGCAGCAUGCUACACAAUGCGUCUGUAGUUAUAAACAAGAAAUUUGGCUUUGCAAUUGUAUGUACUAUGGGCAUCUGUCUAGCCUUGGUUGUGUUGUAUCUGUACUAUUUUAUGGAGGCAACAGCGUCUGGCCUAUUCCACGAUCCAAAGAGAUACAUCAAUUUCAUGGUGUAUGUACUUUGGGUGAUCAUCUACGCGUUGUUCCUGAUUUUUCUUAGUAUUUAUUUCUGUGAACGUGCUAUAGAAGCGGCAAAAAAGAUCGCAGACAGAGCUCACGAUAUAAUCAAUAGCAAUAUGGAUCUUUCAGUCAGUAGAGAGGGAACAAAAUCAGUGGUGACGUUCCUGGUAAUAAUGCUACAAUUUGUAACAGACAACCACUCCAAUUGA